Molossus molossus (Pallas's mastiff bat) is the source of this 1818-nucleotide messenger RNA. RefSeq names its product coiled-coil domain containing 86 (gene CCDC86). The transcript has 5 exons. The record is from RefSeq and is a predicted model, not a curated record. Bases 1 to 1128 code for a protein of 375 amino acids. Gene Ontology annotation, cellular component: nucleolus. Lineage: Eukaryota; Metazoa; Chordata; Mammalia; Chiroptera; Molossidae.
AUGAGGACGGCGCCGGUCGACCUAGAGACUGCACGUGGGAUCGGAUUUGGGAAAUUUACAGGCCGGGCGGUGGAUACACCGCUGAGGCGCCGCCGGCAGCCGGAAGGCCUCAAGGCUGAGUCUCCCGAGAGCCCCACCUCAGCUUUGCGGGCGAAACGAGCGCCCGUAGAGUUCGAGUCGAACCCAGAAGAAAUGAGUGAGCCCGGGUCUCCUGGGCGUGUGCGGCAACCCGGCCUGGAGUGCCCCCGACGUCAGCCGGAGACAUGCCCCGGAUCACCCAGUCUAGGGCAGGGGGCAGGCCUGGGGUCUCCCCGAAGGGAGCCGGAUCCGAGCUCAGGGUUCCCCCAGGGUCAGCAAGAUCCAGGCCUAGGGUGUCCCCGGAGACAGCCAGAGUCGAGUCCUGAAUCCCCCCAACGUCAGCCAAAGCCAAGUGGGGAGUCGUCAAAGUUCUCCCGGAGCCGAGAAGAACCGGACGUGGAGUUGGCCCAGAGUAAGGAGGAGCUGCAGUCGGGCCCAGGAUCAACAGAGCCUUAUCCUGGUCAGCAAGCGCCGGGUCCGGAGCCCUCACCCCUACCACAGGAGCUAACACCCCUGUCACCUAGCUCCCCCCGGGGUCAGCACGUGGUGAGCAAGCCACCUCCGGCCCAGGAGCUGGUGCGAGACGGCCUCAGGCCAAAGAAGCGUAAAGGAUCUUCAUCCCAGGCCCCAGCGCCCAAGAACUUGAAGGAGGAGGCGGAGGUUUCUAUAAUCCCGAAGGGAAAGCCCAAGUCGGGGCGAGUGUGGAAGGACCGCUCCAAGAAGAGGUUCUCCCAAAUGGUUCAGGACAAGCCCCUGCGCACAUCCUGGCAGCGGAAGAUGAAGGAACGGCAGGAGAGGAAGCUGACCAAGGACUUUGCCCGGCACCUGGAGGAGGAGAAGGAGAGGCGCCGGCAGGAGAAGAAACAGCGCCGAGCUGAGAACCUGAGACGCCGCCUGGAGAACGAGCGCAAGGCAGAGAUAGUCCAAGUGAUCCGAAACCCCGCCAAGCUCAAGCGGGCAAAGAAGAAGCAGCUGCGCUCCAUCCAGAAGCGGGACACCCUGGCCCUGCUGCAGAAGCAACCGCCCCAGCAGCCGGCAGCCAAGGUCUGAGCUCAGAACAGCCCGGAGUCCUGUAACCAACCACCAGUCAGACACGGCACCUCUGGCCACUGGUCACACUUCUGCUGGGCCCGGCACUCCAGCUCUGGCUCCAAAACAGGGACCCCGCUCCAGAUGGGGCUCAGCCUUUGUGGGCUCUUAGGCAGGUCUUUGUGAGACAGAGGCCCAGAGGGAGCCUGGGACCAGGCAGAGAUUAGGGGCUAGGGCAAGAGAAAAGGUUCAGCUCCCUCCUCUCUCUUUGCCCCUCCUUCUCCAAGUGCCUUCAAAUGGAGGAGAGUAAGUUCUUCUGUCCUCCGAGAGCUGGUGACCAAAGGGCGAAUCCCCCAGGUGUGUAUGUUCUGUCUCUAGGUCCUGGGUCCAUCCCAGACCAGGAGGCCAGCAGCCAGGAAUGCAGCUUUCCCAUACCUCCCCAAAGGCUGCUUUGGGUACCUCUGCACCCCACUGACCCCCACUGAGUCCAGCCCCACCCACUUUUCAACACGGAAAGGUGAAAGUGGGAGGUUGCAGGGAGCGGGGUUGCUCUCUAGCCCUCUGUCCUAUACCAUCCUCCGCAGCAGCCCCAAAGAUCUGAUGAACUUGUGCCCAUCCAGUUUGCAACAAAAGUAUUUAUUGAGUAGCUGCUGUGUACAGGCACCAUCCUAGGUACCAGGGAUGCAGACAGAAGUCCCUGCUCUCGAGGAC